GAUGGGGCGGGCGGAGCGGUUCUUACGCGCCGGGAGAUUCGAUCCCUGACCGCGGGUCCUGACUGCAUUUACCCUCCCUUUGAUUUGUGUCUUGUGUCCGUGGAGUCAUGUUAUUACUCUGCGUGGUCUUCCAGAGCUGGAUCGGCAGCUGUUAAACCUUCACUUCCAUACAGAUGGAGGCGAUGGAGGUGGACUCCCCAGGAGAGGUGCAGAGAGGAGGAGGAGGAGGAGGAGGCAGCAGCAGACAGCGUGCGGUUAAUGCUGCAGCAGCAGCAGCGGUUGCCAACGAGCCACACGUCAUCUCAGACUCCGGCAGCAGCACCGAGGUGGACGAGGACGAUGACGAAGACAAUGAAGGGCGACGGACGGCAGCUCGUGCGCCGCCCAGGCUUCCUGCCACCUGGGCGUUCAGUCAGAGAGCCGUGGGCGGCUCUGCAGCCGCACAUUCAGCUGCUCAGGGGGCGCCCAUACGGAGGAGACUCAGACACGGCCUCAGGGUGCACUACCCCAGCCAGACUGCAGCGCCCUCCAGAGGAUUUCCAGACUUCCUGCUCCGGGCGCCGGCUGCCAGCGUGGCCGAGCCAGAGUCUGGCAGCACCACCGAGGUCAGCGAUUCUGACGAUGAGGAUGAGGAGGUUGGGCGUGAAGAAGGCCCGCCUGCCGCUCCGGGGCCUGUCGACCUGACGCCGCCUGCUGGUCCUCGACUCAACGCCUCCGUCCAACACACACGACCACAGGAGGCCGGCCCGACCAACUCCAGAACAGCUGCAGAUGGCGAGAGGAAAGAAUCUCAAAACCAGAACGUCCAGCCGGUUCCCGUGGCCUCGGCGUCCGUCCAGCCGUCUCAACCGGAAGAGGGCGAAGGCGACAUCUGCUCCAUAUGCUUCGAGGCGUGGACGACGGCGGGCGAGCACCGGCUGUCCGCUCUGCGCUGCGGACACCUCUUCGGCUUCACCUGCAUCCAGCGCUGGGUGAAGGCUCAGGGCCCGUCUGCUAAAUGUCCACAGUGCAACAAGAAGGCGAAGCGUUCAGACAUCGUUCUGCUCUACGCUCCGAAGCUGAGAGCGCUCGACAACUCUGAGCAAGAGAGCUUAAAGAAGUCUCUGGAGCAGGAGCAGUCUCUGAGGAGGAAGGCUGAACUGGAGUCGGCUCAGUACAAACUGAAACUGCAGGUCGUCACCAACAAAUACGGACAAGCACAACAAGAGCUGCAGGAGCUGAGGACUCUGAUGGCUCAGGCCGGCAGGAGCUCGCUCUCCUCUUCCUCCUCCUCGUCGUCCUCUGCGUCGAGCUCGCUCCUCCUCCUCGGCGUGUCCCAGCGGGCGGGCGGCUCCAGGACGGCCCAGUACGGCUUCUCCAAGGCGGUGCUGGUGUCUCAGGCCGGAGGCUCCAGGGUUCUGUCCUACUGCGGAGCUCUGAGCUGCCUGCUGGCCUCGCAGCCUUCGCCUCACGCUACGCUGGUUCCCGGUUGUGGUGUGAAGAAGGUGAGCGUGGUCAACAUGAAGGCGAGUCAGUACGUCCCCAUCCACAGCAAACAGAUCCGAGGUCUGUCCUUCAACAGACAGAACGACAGCCUGCUGCUGUCGGCCGCUCUGGACAACACCAUCAAACUGACCAGUCUGCUGACCAACACGGUGGUUCAGACCUACAACGCGGGUAAACCCGUGUGGAGCUGCUGCUGGUGUUUGGACAACAGCAACUACGUCUACGCAGGUCUGAGCAACGGCUCCGUGCUCGUCUACGACACCAGAGACACCAGCACACACGUCCAGGAGCUGCAGCCGCUACGCUCCAGGUGUCCUGUGGCGUCCCUGUGCUACGUCCCGCGGGCGGCCUCCAGCCCGUUCCCGUGCGGCGGGGUGAUCGCCGGCUCCCUGGAGGGCGCCUGCUUCUGGGAGCAGGUCAACGAGACCACGUACAGGCCGCACAUGCUGCCGCUGGAGUCAGCCGGCUGCACCGACAUCCAGGUGGAGACGGAGAGCCGACACUGCCUGGUCACCUACAGGCCAGGCCGCUCCAACCCGUCCCUGCGCUGCGUCCUCAUGGCUCUCACCAGGACCCCCCAGCAGGACUCCAGUCAGCUGCCCUCCUGCUCCUGCUCUCCCGUCCAGACGUUCAGCGCCGGCUCGUCCUGCAAGCUGCUCACCAAGAACGCCGUCUUCAGGAGUCCAGACGGAGGAGGAACGCUGGUCUGUGCCGGGGACGAGGCGUCCAACUCCACCAUGGUGUGGGAUGCCUCCAGUGGUUCUCUGCUCCAAAAGCUCCCUGCUGACCUCCCUGUGUUGGACAUCAGUCCGUUCUCAGUGAAUGGAGAACACUUCCUGGCGUCGCUGACGGAGAAGAUGCUGAAGCUCUACAGGUGGGAGUGAACGAGGAAGGACUCUUCUCUCUCCUCCUCUCCCUCAGACCAGACAAUAACACACACACACAAGGAGAGGACGCCGUCUGUGUGGAAAAUAAAAUGCUGCUCAACUUUUAUCUGUGCAGCUGCUAAAGGACGAUAAACAGCUGAUAACUGACGGAUCGACCCGAGGAAACAAAACAUUUCAUCUUUUUAGUUUUAUCUUUUUUUAUUUGAAGUUACUGCUCGUCUGGUGACCUUUGACCUGCACAGAGAGCCAGACGCAGCCAGGUCGUGAUGACUGGUCACACUGGGACGUUGUGUCUCCUGCAGAAAGUUUACACGAGUCAAAGGUCAAGUUCAGUGUUCAGAUCUUCAUCUCAGCUGCUCAAGAAGUCUGACGGAGGAAAAGUGUGUGUGUGUGUGUGUGUGUGUGUGUGUGUGUGUGUGUGUGUGUGUGUGUGUGUGAGUGAGUGAGAUGUAUUUUUUCCUCCUACUUCUCCACUCAGCCGUUGAUCUUCAUUUGUUUCUGUAAAGUGUUAAAAUGAAUCCAUCACAGUGAACAUCAAGUCUAACUUUUAAUCAUCAGUUAAACUUCUACAUUAAUAAACAAACUGUUUGGAUUUAAAACGCAUGAUGAAAAAUGAUCACGUCUUUUACGACCUUCUAGUCUACAAAAAAAAAAUUCUCUUCUUCCCCCUGAUCUCUUGUCGUCCUCUCUCUCUCCUCCUCUCCUUCCUGUUCUUCUCCUUCCACCACCUGUCCCUCCUCCUCUCUCUUAGUUUAAUCUCUGAUCUCUGGUCUGAGUAGAUUAUAUUUCUGCAUUUAAACACAUUUGUUUAUUGGCAGCACUGAUUUUAUGUCUAAUCCACACAAACAGUCCUCAGCGUGGAUAUCGUUGAGAUGUUUCAGGUCAUUAAUACAUGAUGUCUCUAUUACACCGUUUGUCCACCAGAGGGCGCUGAAGCUGCUAAAUGUCUAGUUUAUAAAACAAGUUAAAGGCUCUUUAUUGCCUUUUAAAGGAGUCCUUCUGGGCUCAAAUCAAAAUGUUUCUGAAGACGAGUUCACUGUGAUGGAGUCUGUUCAAUCGAUUUUAAAACUAUAAAGAAAUUAAGUUAAAUGUGUGCUUUGAAAAACAAACCACAGCAGCAUUUAAACUGGUUCAAUAGAUUACCACUGGUUUAACUACAGCUACUGACUGAACUGUUGUUUCUCCUGUUCUUUGUUGUUGCAAUACUCAUUGUGGCCACAAGAGGCUGAAGUUCACCAUUUCAAGUUCUACGAGGACUUUCUAACAGCUUAAGCCCCGAGUGUUUGGAGUGCAGUUAAAACUCACCUGGAAGUUUUUAGUCUCAUUAACUUGUUAGAAGAGUUGCACUUCGGCCUCUUGUGGCUGAAAUCAGUAUUACAACGACAAACAGAAAUAGUUUUUUUAAGUUAUGGAGUAAAAUCAUUUCAGAUCAGGGGUUAGGGUUGACCUUUUUAUUUUCUGUGUGUCCUCUCAGGGCUUCCGUAGACUUGAAUGGUCGAUAGAUGAUAGAAGGUUUGUGUUUGUUCAGGAAGUUAAUUAGAAGCAUUCAAAGAUGCUUUGAGAUUUGAGUCUAAUCCGGUCACACAACUGAAGUUUGGGAUGUCUGAGCGACCCUGAAUCCACCACGAACAGAAAAAUGAUCUAAAAUGAUCAGGUAGCUUCACUUUGACAUGUAUCAAAAUGUCAGUGAUUUGUAGUUUUUUGGGUUAAAACAUGAAACAGAGAUAAUCCCGUCUCGGCUAGUCAAAGAUUCCAGAAUGCAGAUGAAAGGUUCUCCCGGUUAUCUCCAUGUUGUGUUUUCCUCUUAACUUCCCUCUGAACCUGAACAUUAAGUGCCAAAGGACUCUGCUGUCUGUUGUACAGUUUUACUUUCCUUGUAUUCGUUCUAAAGGAAGUUGUAUAUAUGUAUACAUGUAUAUUUGCUACCAACUGUAACUGUUUGUGUACGAAUUCAAAGUUAAUAAAAUGACGAGAUAUUUUUAAUGAAAGUCGACUGUUUGAUGUUAAACGUGAAUCACCAACGGUACGAAAACAGUUAUGAUGUUUUAGGAAAUAGAAUAAGAAG
Anarrhichthys ocellatus (wolf-eel) is the source of this 4437-nucleotide messenger RNA. RefSeq names its product ring finger and WD repeat domain 3 (gene rfwd3). Bases 174 to 2369 code for a protein of 731 amino acids. Gene Ontology annotation, molecular function: ubiquitin-protein transferase activity; protein binding. Gene Ontology annotation, cellular component: nucleus. The record is from RefSeq and is a predicted model, not a curated record. Gene Ontology annotation, biological process: protein ubiquitination; interstrand cross-link repair. NCBI's taxonomy places the organism in Eukaryota, Metazoa, Chordata, Actinopteri, Perciformes, Anarhichadidae. The transcript has 13 exons.